AGCUCGACCGAUAAACAUCAAAAUGCCAUUCAGUCAGUCAAUAUUUUUUUCUGUAAUCAUUGUUUUCGCAUGGCAAAUUUGUACAUUCACAACAUUUGGACAUGCGAUCGCCGGGCAAUCAAACGACUUCAGCGGUACAAAUGCGAUGGAAAUUCAAAUCAAUAAGACGAAUUUCACAUCAGCAGUUCGUAGCUCAAGAGUGGGACCGCUUUGGGAAGUUUUUAAUACGUUGAUUCCGACCGCGAAAGACAAUGAGAAUAAUCAAUUUUGUGAUUGCACUUGCGGAUUAUCAAAGGGAGGGUUUAAAAUCGUUGGUGGCCGUGAGAGUACACCGCAUAAGCAUCCUUGGAUGGCACGAUUAACAUACCGCGGUCAAUCAUUUUGUGGCGGUACUCUCAUCAGUGAACGUCACGUGAUCACAGCUGCUCAUUGUACUAAUUCCUUCAACUGGUUCACAAAACGGUAUGUAAAGGUGGUACUCGGCACGCACGACAAAUGCGGAGCCGGCAAGAACGAAUGGUCGUCAUACGUGGCCUCAGUAACAACGCCAUCGUUUACAUUCAUGCCCAUUUUUGGAACUGAUAUUUCGCUGCUUAAACUGUCGAAUCCAGUACCAUUCAGCGAAUUCAUAAAGCCAAUCUGUUUGCCAGAGACCAAUGAUUCUUCAGACUAUAAUGGACGGGAUGGAAUUGUAGCCGGUUGGGGAACAACCGCUGAAGGCGGUAAUUCAUCGUGCAUAUUAAAAGAAGUCAAUUUACCAAUUAUGACUAACGAUCUGUGCUUUAAACACACCCAAUACAGAAAUGUAUCGGCUCUAUUGAAUAAAGAAUACAUGAUGUGUGCCGGAUUUCCAGAGGGCAAAGCAGAUUCAUGUCAGGGCGACAGUGGUGGACCACUUAUGGUCUUACGAGAAGAUAAACGCUAUCAAAUCGUUGGGGUUGUUUCGUUUGGAAUGGGCUGUGCUCGACCAAAUUUCCCGGGCAUUUAUACACGUGUAACGAAACAUCUAAAUUGGAUAAAGAAAAACACUCACGAAGGAUGCUAUUGUAAAAAUUAACUACAUAUUAAAAUUCAAUCAAAAUAAUACAUCGGCAGUUAGAUUAGCAUUAAGGAAAAUAACAACAAAAACAUUGUUUUCUAAUUUAUUUAUUUUUUACAUACAAUUUCCAUGAAAUAUCCCAAUUGUCAUUUCAAUAGAAUAAGAAUAACAAUUACAAUAAAAUAGUAACUAAAAUAAAAAAAGUACUAAAAUAAUAAA
Molecule: messenger RNA, 1258 nt
Organism: Contarinia nasturtii (swede midge)
Lineage: Eukaryota; Metazoa; Arthropoda; Insecta; Diptera; Cecidomyiidae
Product: trypsin-1-like
Exons: 8
Coding region: 23-1057 (344 amino acids)
Biological process (GO): proteolysis
Molecular function (GO): serine-type endopeptidase activity
Source: RefSeq, a predicted model, not a curated record